Microthlaspi erraticum is the source of this 1563-nucleotide messenger RNA. Lineage: Eukaryota; Viridiplantae; Streptophyta; Magnoliopsida; Brassicales; Brassicaceae. The record is from the annotation of a GenBank genome assembly.
AUGACGAAUUCCGCUUACAAAGCACGCGAAUUUCGAUCAAAUUCCGUCGUGGGUUUCUCUGAAAUCGGGCAUGAGCAAGGGCAAGUCGAGAAUCUUCAUUUGGUUUCCUUGUCGAAGCAUGGGAAGCUCAACGAAGCGCUUGAGUUUUUCCAAGAAAUGGAUAAGGCUGGCGUCUCCAUCAGCCCGUACUCUUACCAAUGUCUCUUUGAAGCUUGCAGAGAAUUGAGGUCUUUAUCUCAUGGGAGACUCCUGCACGAUCGCAUGAGAACGAAAUGUGAGAAUCCUUCUGUGACUCUUCAGAACUCCGUGCUUCAAAUCAACGCAUCUAUAGAGACUGGGAUCUUGAACAUGUACGUGAAAUGUGGUUGGUUAGUAGGUGCUAAGCUAGUGUUUGAUCAGAUGGCAGUGAAACUGAAUUUUGGCAAGCAAGUUCAUGCCAGCGUUGCUAAGCUUGGAAUGGAAUCUGAAGUCUCGCUUGGAACUCCACUCGGUUAUUUUUACAUCAAAUGUUCCAGCUUCGAAGGCUAUCGAGGCAACAUUGGUGGCCAGGUCCACGCAGAUGUUAUAAAAAGAAGUCUGGUUGGAUCUCAGUUUGGAAAAAGUGCUCUGUAUUUGAAAUGCGGAUGCUUAGAUGAUGCCCGCGAAGUCUUUGAGUCAAUGGACAACCCCGACAUUGUUUCUUGGACAGCUUUUAUAUCAGGUCAUGCCUACUAUGGAAACGCCUCUGAAGCUCUGAGAUUGUUUGAGAAAAUGGUGAGUUGUGGCAUGAAGCCAAACUCGGUUACAUUUAUUGCGGUUUUAACCGCCUGCAGCCACGCAGGCCUUGUUGCAGAGGGCAAGCAUUACUUGGACACGAUGCUUCGGAUAUAUAAGGUGGCUCCGACUAUUGACCAUUAUGACUGUAUGAUUGACAUUUAUUCACGUGCGGGACAGUUAGACGAAGCUCUCAAGUUUAUGAAGGAUAUGCCUUGUGAACCUGAUGCAAUGAGCUGGAAAUGCUUUCUAAGCGGGUGUUGGACUCAUAAGAAUCUUGAACUGGGUGAGAUUGCUGGUGAGGAGCUUCGCCGACUCGAUCCAGAAGAUACAGCUGGUUAUGUUCUACCGUUUAAUCUGUAUACGCAGGCUGGAAAAUGGGAAGAAGCUGCUGAGAUGAUGAAACUAAUGAAUGAGAGGAUGUUAAAGAAGGAACUGAGCUGCAGCUGGAUCAGAGAGAAGGGUAAGAUUCAUCGGUUUAUAGUGGGUGAUAAACACCACCCACAGACUCAUGAGAUCUAUGAGAAGCUCAAGGAGUUUGAUGAUUUUAUGGAAGGUGAUGUGUUUCAGUGUAGUAUGACAGAGAGAAGAGAACAGCUUCUUGAUCAUAGUGAGAGGCUUGCCAUCGCGUUUGGACUGAUAUCGGCCAAUGGCAAUGCCCGUGCACCUAUAAAGGUGUUCAAGAAUCUCCGAGCAUGCCCAGAUUGCCAUGAGUUUGCAAAGCAUGUGUCCUUGGUUACAGGGCAUGAAAUCGUCAUCCGAAGAAGGUUUCACCAUUUCAAGGAGGGGAAGUACUCUUGCAACGAUUAG